CCGAUUGGCCCGCCCAGAUUCACGUCACUGUCGGCCUGAGUUCGGGACCAGCCGCCCUCCGUCCGGCGUCGCGUACUGGUUUGUGGCGGCCUGGAAUCCGGCGUUAGGGAAGACUGAGCGGACACGGCAGAGACAGAGCUGGUCAGUCUGGCAGGUGAAAGGCGCGGGGCCGGGCACGACUGCGGGAGUGCGCGGCGGGAGUCGGCCAGGCGGGCCGCAGACACCUCGGAGCCCGGGACUCACUCUCCAGCCGCCCGCCGGCGCGAUGAAGGCACUGAUCUUGGUGGGCGGCUAUGGGACGCGCCUGCGGCCGCUGACGUUAAGCAUCCCGAAGCCACUGGUGGACUUCUGCAAUAAGCCCAUCUUGCUGCACCAAGUGGAGGCGCUGGCCGCGGCCGGCGUGGACCACGUGAUUCUGGCCGUAAGCUACAUGUCUCAGGUGCUGGAGAAGGAAAUGAAGGCGCAGGAGCAAAGGCUAGGAAUCCGAAUCUCCUUGUCCCAUGAAGAGGAGCCUUUGGGGACAGCUGGGCCCCUGGCACUAGCUCGUGACCUGCUUUCUGAGACUGCAGACCCUUUCUUCGUCCUCAAUAGUGAUGUGAUCUGUGAUUUCCCCUUCCAAGCCAUGGUGCAGUUCCACCAGCACCACGGCCAGGAAGGCUCCAUCCUGGUGACCAAAGUGGAGGAACCUUCUAAGUACGGUGUGGUGGUGUGUGAGGCUGAUACAGGCCGCAUUCACCGGUUUGUGGAGAAGCCGCAGGUGUUUGUGUCCAACAAGAUCAAUGCAGGCAUGUACAUCCUGAGCCCUGCAGUGCUGCGGCGCAUCCAGCUGCAGCCUACGUCCAUUGAGAAGGAGAUCUUCCCUGUCAUGGCCAAGGAAGGACAGCUAUAUGCCAUGGAGCUGCAGGGCUUCUGGAUGGACAUUGGGCAGCCCAAGGAUUUCCUCACUGGAAUGUGCCUCUUCCUACAGUCACUGCGACAGAAGCAGCCUGAGCAACUGUGCUCAGGCCCUGGCAUUGUGGGCAACGUGCUGGUGGACCCAAGUGCCAGCAUUGGCCAGAACUGCAGCAUUGGCCCCAACGUGAGCCUGGGUCCUGGUGUGGUGGUGGAGGAUGGUGUGUGUAUCCGACGGUGCACAGUGCUGCGAGACGCCCACAUUCGCUCCCACUCCUGGCUUGAGUCCUGCAUUGUGGGUUGGCGCUGCCGUGUGGGCCAGUGGGUGCGCAUGGAGAAUGUGACAGUGCUGGGUGAGGACGUCAUAGUUAACGACGAGCUCUACCUCAACGGGGCCAGUGUCCUGCCCCACAAGUCUAUUGGCGAGUCGGUGCCGGAGCCUCGCAUCAUCAUGUGAGGGUAUGCCACGGGGCUGGGUAAGCCCUUAUUUCUCCAGUGACAAGGGGAGCACUGGCCUGACACAUCGGAAGGCCCUGGACUCGUUGCCAUUUGUCUGGGGAAGACUGGACGAGGCUGAAGCUGUUGGACACCUGCCUUCUCUUAUGGACAUAAUCUGGCAGGAUCUUGCUGGGCACCCCCACAAAGCCCACUCCCUCAAGAAGGGCCGGGCCAGGCCUGUAUGGAAUAAUAAUUUAAUGCUCACUGUG
Molecule: messenger RNA, 1598 nt
Organism: Equus caballus (horse)
Lineage: Eukaryota; Metazoa; Chordata; Mammalia; Perissodactyla; Equidae
Gene: GMPPB
Product: GDP-mannose pyrophosphorylase B
Biological process (GO): GDP-mannose biosynthetic process
Cellular component (GO): cytoplasm
Molecular function (GO): GTP binding; mannose-1-phosphate guanylyltransferase (GTP) activity
Source: RefSeq, a predicted model, not a curated record